CUAAAAGCCUUUGGCACCCCAAGACCGCCGGUACCAUGCCGGUCCUCCGCUCCCCGUUCGCCGGGGGCGACCUCCCCGCCGGCGACGCCGACCCGGACUACCUCUAUUUCCUCGAACACAUCCGCAUCGACGGUGACUCCUACACCCUCGAGCUCCCCUCCCACGGCGACUCCCCGCCAUCACUCAUCAAGUACGAGACCCCGUUCGCCAGCCCCUCCGACGGCGAGUGCGUCUCCGAUCCCUCCCAGGGCCGCCUCAGCGGCAACCGCAGCGCGCAAGACGAGAGGGAACCGGUGGAGUCGGCGUCAUUGGAGACGGGACCCGCGUGGUACGAUUGUCUCCAUGACGUCGACGAGGACUACCGCCUCUUCCUGCAGCACACGCGCGUUGUGGACGGCCAAUUGGUUCUGGAGAUCGGGGGCGUCGUCGUCAACUACGAUAACCCGGUUGCUGUGGAAUCUCCGGGGGAGAAGGAUACGCAGCGGGGGGAAGAGGCGGUUUUUGCUUCGCCGGGGGAAGGGAUCAGUGUUGCAGCGGGGAGCGAUCAGGUCGCCUCCGGUGCUCCAGCGACGGCUGUUUCGGAGCAGAACGCGUCCGAUUGGCGUGCGGAUCCAUCACCACGGCGUGAGGUGAACGAUGGCGGAGAUGAGGGGCUGUCGGAUGCAAGCGCGCUGAAGGGCGCGUAUUGGGAGGCGAGCUCAAGCGAUGGCCGUCGUGCACCCCCUACUAAUUCGGGGGGAAAGGUAGAAAAGGAACUAGGUAUUAUAUGGCCUACACAUAUCACAAGAAGGCCAGAUUCAGAUUUCAAGCGAAGGUUGAUCAAGGCCCUUACAAAACCAGUUGCUCGGAAGGAAUACUAUAGAUUGUUUGACACGGUUACUAUCCGUACUCCGUUAAUGAAGCUGCGGCAGGUCCGCAACGAAACAAAAUUCUAUCCUACCGAAGAGAUGGGCAGUUCAUAUUUGGACCAUUACCCAGAUCUGGCGGAGCAAAUUAUGAACAAUGGCCGUCGUAAUGGCCUAGCUCUGAUGCGCGGGUUUCUCUUCUGGUUGCAGAACGCAGUACAUGAAGAUCAGUUCAAGCCAUGGGUAGAUGAUUCUAAUAAAGAACAUGAAGUUAUUUAUUUGGUGGAUUGAGCUCGCACUGACUUGGUGGCUAUAUCAUUCGUUUGCUUGAUUUCGCCCGAUGGUGGUAAUAACUCUGCGCGCGUGACAAAUUGUCCUCAGCGGAGACUGUACGGAUUCCAACAUGCGAUGGAAACCUCGAUCCUGGGACCUGGAAUACCAUGUUCACGAGUAUCUAUUGGAUAGCAAUGCACAUACAUUCCAGCUGUUGAGUGAAUAAACGGUUCCUCAUUGAAAAUAAUACAUGAACGCUCUAUCUU
Messenger RNA from Zea mays, 1384 nucleotides. RefSeq names its product required to maintain repression 2. Bases 36 to 1136 code for a protein of 366 amino acids. Lineage: Eukaryota; Viridiplantae; Streptophyta; Magnoliopsida; Poales; Poaceae. The transcript has 4 exons. The record is from RefSeq and is marked provisional.